Papaver somniferum (opium poppy) is the source of this 1323-nucleotide messenger RNA. RefSeq names its product putative glucan endo-1,3-beta-glucosidase GVI. Lineage: Eukaryota; Viridiplantae; Streptophyta; Magnoliopsida; Ranunculales; Papaveraceae. The transcript has 2 exons. Gene Ontology annotation, molecular function: hydrolase activity, hydrolyzing O-glycosyl compounds. Bases 43 to 1074 code for a protein of 343 amino acids. Gene Ontology annotation, biological process: carbohydrate metabolic process. The record is from RefSeq and is a predicted model, not a curated record. Gene Ontology annotation, cellular component: plasma membrane.
CAUUCGUAACAAAAGUAUUCUAUUGGAACAUUUUCAAAAACAAUGAGUCCAAUAAUGCUUUACAUAAUUUCCUUCUUUGCAGUGCUUCUGGUUUCAUCAAAUGUAUUCCUUGAAGCGGCAGUUGUUGGUGUGAACUAUGGAAUGGUAGGAGACAACCUACCGCCCCCGACUGCAGUCGUUAACCUCUUAAAAUCGAAAAAUGUAGACAAAGUUCGUCUUUUUAGUCCAGAUUCUAAUGCCCUAAAUGCCCUACGAGGGUCAGGAAUCGGAGUUGUACUUGGUGUCCCUAACUCAGAUGUCCAAACGAUGGGAAAUGAUCCCUCAUUUGCUAGAAACUGGGUUAAUACCAAUGUUGUUGCAUUCAGUAACGUUCAAUUUCGAUACAUUUCAGUUGGAAAUGAAAUCAAUAUUCCUACAGCUGCAGAGUCGGAUUUCAUUCUUCCCGCCAUGAAUAAUAUUAGAGAUGCACUUAGAGCUGCUGGGAGAACAACUCAAGUAAGUACAACUACUUUUAUGGGUCUGGUUGUAGAUUCAUUUCCUCCGUCCAGGGGUCGAUUUUCCGACGGCGCCGAGAACAUAAUGCGAUCAAUAGUAAGGUUUUUGGUAGAUAACAGGACUCCUCUCCUUGUAAAUAUCUAUCCUUACUUCGCGUACAGCAGAAACCCACAAGAAAUAGGGUUGGAUUAUGCAUUGUUUACCGCAAAUCGAGUCGUCGCAACAGACAGCGGUAACGGACUGCAAUACAGCAACUUGUUUGAUGCUAUGACGGAUGCAGUAUAUGCGGCGAUGGAUAGGGUUGGUGGAUCCAGCAUCGAUAUUGUCAUCACCGAAAGUGGAUGGCCAUCCGGUCAAAAUGGAAAUAUUGCAACAAUUACAAAUGCCAAAACAUAUGUUACCAAUUUGAUUUCACAUGUAUCUGGAACAAAUGGAACCCCAAGGAGGCCAGGAAGGAGCAUAGAGACUUAUAUUUUUGCACUUUUUAACGAGAAUCAGAAGGACGGCCUCCCGACUGAGCAACAUUUUGGCUUGUACUACCCUGAUAUGAGACCAAUCUACCCUGUUACUUUCCGUUAGGCAAUCACCCGAAGGUUAGCUGCAUGACUAAGAUAUUUUAAAGAAAAUAUCCAUGUAUAUGCUAAUUCAAUGAGGUUAUAUAUCUAUUUGCUUAAAUAAAUGAUGUAAUAAACAGUUACCUGUAAUGACAUGAUGAGGUAAACACCAUAUACCAUGUCACUUGGGUUCAACUAUAUGUAAUGUGGUCCAUGUAGUGCCGUCAAUGGUUCCUUGCUUUGCUUAAUAAUAAAACACUAGAUUAUGAAUGUA